Molecule: messenger RNA, 1254 nt
Organism: Prunus armeniaca (apricot)
Lineage: Eukaryota; Viridiplantae; Streptophyta; Magnoliopsida; Rosales; Rosaceae
Source: the annotation of a GenBank genome assembly
AUGUCAUGGUGCUGGGUGGGGGGUGGGUGUACCUUCUUUGCUGGGUCUGCUAUUAAUGGUGGGGCUGUCAAUAUUGCCAUGCUUAUCUUGGGCCGUAUCUUGCUUGGAUUUGGUGAUGCGUUCACAAACCAAAUGUGGAGCCCAAAAAAGUGUCUCACAAAUCAAUUGAGAUCGUACGAAGAGUUUUAUCCUGAACUUAUGAUAUUUUCUCUAGAGACUCGAUUACAUAUGACAAGUACCAAUCUACCUCUCAGAGAUCACACCACCCAAGUGGCGCGGCGUAUUCAGCACAGGCUUCCAGUUCUGCAUCGGAAUCGGGAUGGUGGCCUCCAACUGCAUAAACUACGCCACCUCGAAGCACAGCUGGGGCUGGCGCCUCUCCUAGGCCUAGCCAUAGUCCCAGCCACCAUCAUGACCACUGGCGCCCUCUUCAUCUCAGACUCACCCACAAGCUUAGUACAAUGCAACAGACUAGACCAAGCCAGAAAAUCUCUCAUCAAAAUCCGAGGCAAGGAGGAUAUCGAAGCAGAACUUGCCCAGCUCGUUAAGGCCAGCGAGAUCGCCAAAGCUCUCAACGAGGAGCCAUUUGUGACCAUAUUUCAGAGGCAGUACAGGCCUCAGCUUGUGAUCGGGGCCAUUUCCGUGCCGUUUUUUCAGCAGGUCACUGGUAUUAAUAUCAUUGCUUUCUAUGCGCCUGUGUUGUUUCAGUCUGUAGGGUUUGGCAACGACUCUGCUCUCAUUGCGUCUAUUAUUCUUGGGUUGGUUAAUCUUGGCUCGAUCCUUGUGUCGACGUACAUGGUUGAUCGUCAUGGUCGGAGGUUUUUGUUCAUGGAGGGUGGCAUCCAAAUGGUCAUCUGUCAGGUAUGUACCGAUGGCAACGAGCACAUCUCAAAGGGCUAUGCCAUACUAGUUCUGGUGUUGAUGUGUAUAUAUGCCGCUGGUUUUGGUUGGUCAUGGGGUCCUUUGAGUUGGCUUAUACCAAGUGAGAUUUUCCCCAUGAAAAUUCGACCCACAGGCCAAAGCAUGGGGCUUGCUGUCAACUUCGGUGUUACAUUUGUGCUAUGCCAUUUAAAAUAUACCACAUUCUUGUUCUACGGUGGUUGGAUUCUGGCAAUGACCGUCUUCGUCGUGCUUUUCUUGCCAGAGACGAAAGGAAUCCCAUUGGAUCAAGUGCAUACGAUGUGGGUGAAGCAUUGGUACUGGAGUCGAUUUGUUCAAGGUGACCUUAAGGAUACCAUUGAUGAAAAAGAGUAA